CGGGAGGUCCGUGCGAAUACUGAUUUUGUGCGUAUUUAACGAGGAUUUUGUGAAAAACCGGCGAAAAUGUCGAACGCGAAUGGCACCAGUGCCGAUCCUAAGAUCAAGGAUUUAAUCACCUCGAUCGACGAUGAUAAAAUUGAUAUGCUGGCAGCGACCAGCGUGUUGCAACAAAGGGCUACAGACAUCAGGAACCAGAAGGUCAAUUGGCAAUCAUAUUUUCAGUCCCAGAUGAUUUCCCAGGAAGAUUUUAACUUCAUUGUGGCCUUUGACACCCCUGAUAGCAGCCAGAGGGAGGAAUUAUUGAACAACAACCCCGAUCAAUGUGCUCAGACCUUCCUCAACCUCCUUGGCCAUGUCUCCAAGGAUCAAACUUUGCAAUACAUCCUUGUGCUUAUGGAUGAUAUGCUUCAGGAGGAUAGAACAAGGGUGGAAUUCUUCCACAAUUAUGCUAACAGGAAAAAGGAGUCAGUUUGGGGACCGUUUUUGAAUUUGUUGAAUCGUCAAGACGGUUUCAUAACGAACAUGACCUCCAGAAUCAUCGCAAAAAUCGCCUGUUGGUCACAAACACCAAUGGAAAGGUCAGACUUGCACUUUUAUCUGACCUGGCUGAAGGAUCAGCUCAAGACUCAAGAAUUGAAAAAUAAGAUGGCCUACGCGGCUCAGUUGCCGCCCAAAGUGUCCGAGAAUAAGCGCGGAUGCGCCGACAUCGUUCGCGGCACCAACUCGAUCCUGUUCGGGAUGUCGUUGGCGGACGCGACCCGCGUCGCCCAAGAGAACAACGAGUUUAUCCAAUCGGUGGCGCGUUGCCUGCAAAUGAUGCUGCGCAUCGAUGACUACCGUUUCGCUUUCGUGUCGGUGGACGGCAUCUCCACACUCCUGUCCGUGUUGUCCGGAAGAGUGAACUUCCAGGUGCAAUACCAGUUAAUCUUCUGUCUCUGGGUGCUGACCUUCAAUCCUCUGCUUGCCGAGAAGAUGAACAAAUUCAACGUCAUACCAAUCCUUGCCGACAUCCUAAGCGAUUCCGUCAAGGAGAAGGUUACUAGGAUCAUCCUGGCCGUAUUUAGAAACCUCAUCGAAAAACCGGACGACUUGCAAGUUGCCAAGGAGCAUUGCAUCGCCAUGGUACAAUGCAAAGUUCUGAAACAACUGGCGAUUUUGGAACAGCGCAAGUUCGACGACGAGGAUCUGAUCGGCGACGUGGAAUUCCUUACUGAGAAGCUGCAGAGCUCCGUCCAGGACUUGAGUUCGUUCGACGAGUACGCUACGGAAGUAAAGUCGGGACGUUUGGAGUGGUCACCCGUGCACAAGAGCAAAUUUUGGAGAGAGAAUGCGCAACGCCUGAACGAAAAGAAUUACGAACUAUUACGCAUCCUGAUCCACCUGUUGGAGACCAGCAAAGAUCCCCUGGUGCUCAGUGUAGCCAGCUUCGACAUUGGCGAGUACGUGCGCCAUUAUCCGCGUGGCAAACAUGUUAUCGAGCAAUUAGGUGGCAAACAAUUGGUUAUGCAACUUUUGGCCCAUGAAGAUCCGAAUGUGCGUUACGAGGCACUUUUGGCAGUACAGAAAUUGAUGGUACACAAUUGGGAGUAUCUGGGCAGACAGUUGGAAAAGGAGCAGACCGAUAAGAACCCACCUAAAGGUGGCGCCACCGUUGCUGGCAAAGCGUAAUUCUUAAUUCGCACAGUUGCUGCUGCUGAAGUAUUAUGAUUUUAUGAUAUACCACUAGUUUUUAUUAUUAAAGCAAUGAAUGUUUUUACUCUUAUUCAUUGUAUGCAAUAUAUUGCAUCUUGCAGUGUAUAUACAAGUUUUAGAUGAUGUAUAGUUGUUAACAUUCCCAUGGUUAGGUUUAUUAUCUGUCUUCACGUACUAAAUAAUCAUUUUGUUUUUUUUUUGUGUAAAUAUAUAAAUGUACCAUUGUUACUCUUAUGACUUUAGAAGAUAAUAAAAUAUUAAAUAUGUUAAAA
Messenger RNA from Aethina tumida (small hive beetle), 1967 nucleotides. It is a transcript of the gene VhaSFD, whose product is annotated as V-type proton ATPase subunit H. Gene Ontology annotation, molecular function: proton-transporting ATPase activity, rotational mechanism; protein binding. The transcript has 8 exons. Gene Ontology annotation, cellular component: lysosomal membrane; vacuolar proton-transporting V-type ATPase, V1 domain. The coding region runs from base 67 to 1671 and encodes 534 amino acids. Gene Ontology annotation, biological process: proton transmembrane transport. Lineage: Eukaryota; Metazoa; Arthropoda; Insecta; Coleoptera; Nitidulidae. The record is from RefSeq and is a predicted model, not a curated record.